Sporothrix brasiliensis 5110 is the source of this 714-nucleotide messenger RNA. RefSeq lists its product as uncharacterized. Bases 1 to 714 code for a protein of 237 amino acids. The record is from RefSeq and is a predicted model, not a curated record. NCBI's taxonomy places the organism in Eukaryota, Fungi, Ascomycota, Sordariomycetes, Ophiostomatales, Ophiostomataceae. The transcript is spliced from 2 exons.
AUGGGUCUCGGCAUUCUUGAACCACACAACCAGUCCAAAGCGGUCCCGGCCGCCGUCCAGCUCGAAGGCGAAGACGAGGCCACUCUCCGCGCGGCGGCCAGGCUCAAACAUGGCUCCGGUCGCCACGUCGAUGUUGUCCUGGUGCCGCAGCCAUCUGACUCUCCAAAUGAUCCACUGACGGUACUCCCUGUCGUCGCCUCACAGAUUGUGGCCCACCAGAGCUACGUCUGGGCCUACCGCUACGCCGUCAUCACCACCUCCGUCUAUGCCGUCGUCCUGUUCUUUUUCGUCCCCGAAACCGCCUACAACCGGCCCAGGACGCUCGAUAUUGACAUACGUGAUGGCAGCGUGUCAAGUAACGAUGACCUGCAGGGCUCCGAUGCGACAGACGAGACGAAGGAAGAAGCAGCGCCUGCAGCGUCAGCCUCGGCCGUAUUUGCCGACAAGCAGCCCGCCAGCGACGACGGCGAGAGCGGCAACAGCGGCCGCACCACCACCGCAGUCGCUCCGCUCUACCGGGGCCGCUUCAGCCACGAGAGCUACGUCCGCUCGCUCCUGUCCCCCUUUGCGACGCUUCUAUGUCCUCGUCUUCACUUUCGCGAUACGAGCCGUAGACAACACAUCAGAGCUCACCAGCUCGUCCUUACCUACCUGAACCUUUCGCCAGCCGGCCGCCAAACCGUGCCUUACAACAGAGCAUCUAAGAACCGGUAG